UAGAAAAAUGGAAAACGGAUGGCAGUGGGAUUUGGAUGGUAGUGCCGCAUCCGCUUAUGUGGUAUGACAGGGUUAAGACAGCCCACGAGGAAACUGCGGCUCAUUUUGCCGUACGAAUCACAGAGUCCGCUAUCGACAAAAAUGAGUGGUAUUGGUCCAAUAUUCGCGACGACGUGAAGUACAUCAUUGCCAACUGUCAGGUCUGCGCCGCUGAUAAAGCGCCGAUUCAGCCGCCAAGAUCGAUAGUGCCCACGGUUGUUGAACGGUCAUUUCAAAGAGUGAGCAUGGACACCACCGACAUAAUGGUGCCCCCUGGCCCUAAUAGUUGCGAGUAUUCAGUCCUACUGGUAUUUGUCGACCAUUUCUCGAAAUGGAUCGAAGCGUAUCCUUUUCGCACGCGGCAAGCCACAAAAAUCGCGCGAUAUGUCAACCGUUUUCUCCUCGGGAUGCAUCAGGAUACGGAGGAAAUCCUAACCGACAAUGGGGCCGAAUUCAGGGGAAAAGUGUUAAGGAGUCUGGUCCUACACGGCGUUGCCAUACGGAACACUGCGCCUCACAUGUCACAGUCCAACGGGUUGGUCGAAAACGCUAACCGGGUGAUAAAGACAGCGUUGCAACGAAACAUCGCGGCACGAGAUCCGAGACCUUGGCCCGAUAUCGUCGAUCACUUCCUGGCAGUCCAUCGCGGAACGCCCCACGAAUCGACGAGGCUAAGCCCCUUCCAAUUAAGGACCAAUAGUGUCGCUUGUGUUUCGAUACCGAGCCUCCCAGAUGAGACUACAUUAAACCGACGGCCCACCACGGCCACGGCUCAGGACAAGGCCAAACGGCACCUAGAGUUAAUGGAACGGUCGCUGCCCAGGCUAGCCCGAAAGCGACAGAAAAUGACCGAACUAGCCCAGGGCCGACAGGUCCGGAGUUACGAAGCCCGAAAUGGGAAUGUGGGUCCGUGGCCCCAAUACAAAUUGGAGGACGUGGUGCAGGUGAGGAAAUGUGCUCGCCAGGAAUUCGUCGAGCUCUCGUUUUGCCUGCUACAAGUGGAUCUGAACUGGACGUGGGAAGGCGAUCAGAGAUUUGCGUUGGAGAUUGUGGAGUUGCUCGUCAUUCAGGCGUGGAGGACCAACGUGGCGGGAGAUCUUCUAGGAUUCAUCUUUGGAGCAGUGGAUCGGGGAAACCGAUUACAGAUCGUGCGCGAACUUACGAUCGUGAUCGCACGAUUGGCCGACGAACUCCCCCUCGACAUCGUCUCUCAGAGCGAUGAAGAACCCGUGCCACAUACCCUCUCAAGGACUCUCGCCCCGAGCCUCCAGUGGUCGGCUUGUAUCGAGGAGCGCUGGGCGGACGACCGUUUUCCUUCCCGUAGCGAGUACCUGGACGUCCACAACCUGACUAAUCCCCGCUUCUUUCGGCAACCAACGGCGUUCGAGUGGGCAGCGCUGAGAGCAGAAGAGGAGGACGAGGAGGAAUCGGAAGGAGAAUUGAGGAGAGAGGCCGGGGAAGCAGCGGUGCGAUUGGCCGAGGACGAGGAAGAAGAGCGUGAAGCAGGAGAAGAGUCGGCGGAAGAAGAAGAAGAAGAAGAAGAAGAAGAAGAAGAAGAAGAAGAAGAAGAAGAAGAAGAAGAAGAAGAAGAAGAAGAAGACGCAGAAGAGGAGACUUCGGAGGAAGAGAAAGAGGCCUAUAGCGAGUACAGCGAGGGCGAGCAAAGUGAGGAGGAGGAAGACGACGAAGAAGUGGAAAGCGAGGACAACCAGGAGCCAACGCACGACGAGCUCGAGUGGGUGCCAGGGCCGGAUCGGCGAGAGGAGAACCCGGAGGCUGCUGCGCAGCGCAAGAAAGAGAUCGCGGAAGGAAAACGGUUGGCGAUCGAUCCCGCACUAAACAAUCCUUUCAAGAAUCCCGAGCCACCCAAGCCGGAACAUGGGGACCUUGCUGCCACGACCUCGGGAGCCGCGACGACAAGGCGCCGAUCCCGAUCCCGAUCCAGGUCCCCCUCCGCCUCCGUCCGUCCCCCAAUUCGUCAACGUGUCAAUGAGGGGCUCAACCCUUCGUCCCCGAUCCAUAUACCACCAUCCCCUUAGCUAUCUCUCUUUCAAUCAGUAUUUCCAUCGCAUCGUCUUCCCCUGUAAUCCCUUCCCCAUC
This is a messenger RNA of Chara braunii, 2139 nucleotides long. Lineage: Eukaryota; Viridiplantae; Streptophyta; Charophyceae; Charales; Characeae. The record is from the annotation of a GenBank genome assembly.